Messenger RNA from Seriola aureovittata, 2858 nucleotides. RefSeq lists its product as uncharacterized. Lineage: Eukaryota; Metazoa; Chordata; Actinopteri; Carangiformes; Carangidae. The transcript is spliced from 3 exons. The record is from RefSeq and is a predicted model, not a curated record. Bases 202 to 1275 code for a protein of 357 amino acids.
CUAGUCUCUGAAGGCAUUCGUCGCCUCUACACGUCUGUUAGGGAAAACUCUGUCGACCAGAGAGAAAACUACUCCUCACGACGGAUAGCAAUGCUUCUUUAUGAGUGGUGAAUUCUGGCAAGAGAAUAGUGAUACAAACACACUCAAAAUGCAACAGGGACUGAGCCUGCCUCAGUAUGAUCUACAAAAGCUAACUAAAUAAUGGCGACCUUUAAAGAAGUGGCUCGCACAGCUGUUGGUGGAUCAGACGAGGAGCUUCCAACACAGGAGGACGCAGUUGGGGAAGAGCCUUACAGGACACCAGAGAGGAGACAUGUUGAUGUCCUUCUAGAUAUUAGUGAGGAGGACUCCCUGAAAGAACUGGAGCCAUAUGAGUAUCACUGUUACUCUGGUUUGGAAGAAGCUGUCCGAGGUUGGGCCAGAGUUGCACCACUGAGCUGCAUACUUUUGACUCAGAAGAGAUACAGGAAACCAAAGCACAAGGAGGCUGACAACCCAACCACCGUAUCUGUUGACCCAACACUCCUUAAUGCAGACAGCUCAGCCAGCUGUGAGUCGCAUGCAGGCUCUCAUAACAACUUAAAGAAAUCCAUGCCAUUAAAUCAGCAGGUGGGAUCUUGGAGUAACACUCCUGUGGCGGCCCUGCAGCCAGAUGCCUCAGAAUGGCCUGUCCUGGGUGCCAUGAAGAAAACUACGUCACACCUCUUACUCAAAGAAAAGAUGGAGGCGGAAGGGAUGCUCAGAGGGACUCCUGUGCAGCUUCACCAUCUGUCUUUAAAAUACUCUGUGUCAGAGAAUAAGCCCACUAAGCCUCAGAGAGUCAGCCACAGCCACAGGUCCAAUAAUACAGUUGUUCCCAUUAAAAACUUCACAUUUUUACCACCAAUCAAGUCACCACACCAGAAUCCCAAGGUCGGUGGCCAACUCUGCAGUGGGAGGAAGGCCUCAGAGGGAGAAACCUUAGAGGAAAACUGUUUCAUGUUUGAUGAUAAGAGUGAGACAAGAGGAACAAGAGUGGACCCUGCUGUUAAUACAGAGCUUCCCAAUUACUCUGCAGCUCUGACCUCCAAGUACCGGACAUGUCAACAUAACCCCCACUUGUUCUCUGCUGUAAGUGUUUCUGUCUCCAAGAGGUAUCAGGUACCUAUUUCUUCCAAACCUGACACAGUGCACCACAGGAGAUACUCAAUGGGCAAGAGCCUGACACAGGCCCUCCACACCAGCACUGCAGCAGGUGCACAAGCCCAUAUGCACCCCAGCUGCCUGUUUUCUUAAUACUGUAUGCUGUCACUCUGUAUGAGGCCUUAGUAUUCAGUAUUUUACAGCUUUAAACUCUCAGGUUCAACGAAGUAAAAUCUGUUUUACCAAUGCAUCAUAUGGUAUUUCCAUUACAAUAGUCAGCUGGAAGAAUUAAAUCAAUGUAUGAAACAUGUUCAUAAAAGUAACUCAUUGCGGAGGUAAUUCAUUUAGUGUUAAGAGUUCAGUCAGUCCUCUUUGGCACAUGUCAGACCAUACUUACAAUAACAUUAAUUGUCAAUGUUGAAAUGUUACGCUCCAUAUGUCUUUUGGGCCUUUAUUUUGUUCUGACCAGUUCCCACAAGUGUUUUUUCAGCUGUUCUAGUUACCUAGCAACGGUGCAACUACCUCAUAAGAAGCCUGGUUGUGUGCCUGCCAGGCACAUGUUCUGCUUUUUAAACUACAACCUACACUAAAGCUCUGUCAGAACUUUAGUAUCGCAUUGUAGUUUCUGUCUAUGCAUGAUAUAAGCUGUGGCCAAACUACUGCAUCUGCUCAGUGCACUUUCAGUUUUAUAUCGGAAGGUAUAAGUGUUUUCUGGUGGCUAUGGAUGGGGUCUGGGUUGUACAGUGUACAAGGGUUAUCAGUGCAAUAUUAUGCCGAGAUCCCUGAAUAUACUGCAUGGCAUGUUGGUCUCCAAAGACCAGCCACAUCUUGCAAUACUUUUUAAACUUGCAUGAUUGAUACUUAUUACACUACCUCUUUAGGGUUUAGCUGCCUUGUAAAAUAAAAGAAUAAUAUAGUGGGUUGUUCUAUAAUCAAAAGAGCUGAAGUGUUAACCUAAUCAAAUCAAAUGUUUGUCUUACCUGAAUGUGUACAUAAAAUAAAAUGGUUACUUAGAACUGAUUUGUAAAGGGUUGUUAUAUUUGGUAAAAAGAUGAAAUACACAAUACUAUGAAGUUUUAUGAAGUUUUAUUUUGUUCUAUAAUAAGUAUGAGAAAGGGUCAACCUACUGAAAUCUAUCAUGGUGCUCCUUUAAGCUUGUAGUUUUGCACAGAAGAACAAAAUACAUUGCACACUGAAGAAGGAAUCAUCAAAAUCUGUGCAUUUUAUAUCCCCAUACCAAACAUGGUUGAUGUGUGAAACUCAACGGACUCCAUGUUGCCCUCCAUCUCCUCCUACCGCUGUACCAAUGUAUUGUUCAACCCAUCCUGAUCUACUGCUCCAACUAUUUCUUAAACAUGCUCUCUCUCGCAAACUGGGCCAAACUCACACACAUAACCCAGACUGCUGCCAAGGUAACAGGUCUUCCCACAUCCAACCUCACAGAGCUUAAUUCUGGGGCCAUCACAUGUACUGCAAAUACAAUAGCACCUGGGGUGCAGAAGGCCUUGCUUUGGCAAAAGCCUGGUAUCUGCAGCAAUAGCUGCCCUAAACUGUUCCAUUCUGAAUGGGUUUGGUAAUACAUGUCUUGUUCUCAUGUUGUAUUGCCUGUCGCUGUUGUGUUGUACACAUAUUUCUUCCUGUCAUUAUUGUAUGAUGUUGUGUGUAAAGUGUAAUGCUGAUUUUCCCUGUGAUGUACAGCGCUGUGAAAAAGGGACAAUAAAGUCCAACUAACUAAA